CUGAAAAUAGGCAGAUUCGAAACACGAAGCAUGGAAGUCUGGUGGGAGACGAAGGAAGAUUGCCUGUGGCUGGUCUACUAUCUCGUCUUCAUCGCGCCGCUCCAUGCGCUCCUCAUCGGCUACCUCGAGCGCCAAGGGAAGCAGGUCACGCCGUCCAAGGCCAUCAUAUGGAUCGCGUCGCUCGCGCUCAUGUCGACCUUCCUGCCGCUGCUUGUGCGCAAGAAGCUGUCCGAGUCGAGCCCCUACCGCCUUCUCAGCGUCUCGCGCUACGGCCCCAAGUACGUCUGGGCGCAGCAGUACAGCCACUUGAAGCAGUACUUUACGAGCGGCCAAAUGAGCCCCGACAUCUGGGCUGUCUUUGACGCCGCUUACGACAAACUCUACGACGAUGGCACGCGCCGAGCAUUCGAGGUGUGGGGCCCGAAUUUUGAGACGCUCCUGAGUGCUCACAUGCCAUACAACCUCGCGCUCUUCUACGUCCUCUGGCUUGUUGGCAUCUACGCAACGACGGUCGGACGCAAGUACGCCCAUGCGCGGGACCUCGCGACCGCCGGUCUCUUGGUCGUUCUUGUGUUUGAGAUGAGCAUUCGCUUCAUGGGCUACAACCCGCUGUUUAUGCUUCUGCCGCAGACGACGCCGAAUGAGAUGAUCUUGCUCGUGCAUGCGCUCUUUCCUGCGUGGGUUCUCGGCUACACGUCCUUCAAGCGCAUCUUUUUCGUCGAUAUGCUGCAGCACAAGAACGACUGCCUUGAGUAUGCGCUCGCCACCAACGAAAAGACCAAGAAGGCGCUCGAGAGCAUGCGGGUCGAGAUCCGCAAGCUCAAGGACACCAAGGAGACGACGUCGAUUCAAGCCUAACGCCACCAUGCACCGCGGCGCUGUUAGACCAGAGCGGAGCGCCGUACUAGUGUAAGGCUCAAACACGAAAGCAUCGCCACUGGCUCGACGACACUUUUACACUCGAUGGCAUACAAAUAUCAA
This is a messenger RNA of Saprolegnia diclina VS20, 981 nucleotides long. RefSeq lists its product as hypothetical. Lineage: Eukaryota; Oomycota; Saprolegniomycetes; Saprolegniales; Saprolegniaceae. The transcript has 8 exons. The record is from RefSeq and is a predicted model, not a curated record. The coding region runs from base 31 to 858 and encodes 275 amino acids.